AUGGAGCAAUCGACGCGAGCACAGCGCGUGCUCUGGGACAGGGAGGCGCAAUCUGCUGAGCAGGACCCCAGCAGACUGGAGCUGGGAACCGGCCUGCAAGGCACGACGCCCUCUGGCAGCUCUGGCAGCUUCCGGUUCCCAGUGGUGGAAGGCAAACUCUGCGACCCAUUCCCAAGAAACCCAAAGCCAUGGCCCAGAGACCACAGAGGCGAGAGUGUGGCCCCACAGGAGGCCACGAGCGAGUGGAACCCACCCGAGGGCCCGGAUCCCGCCCAAGCAGAGGGCGCCACCCCCGCCCGCCGGCCGGUCACCGCUCCCUCCCCCGCGCCCUCUGCGCGGCCGGGCUAUUUUUAUGCGCGGACACCGGACACCGGGCUGGGGCGGCGGCGGCCGAGGCGGGGCACGGCGGGCCGGGCGUCGGGGCACACGGGCGUCCGCGGGGUCCGGGCAGCUCGGGCCAUGGAGCCGCCGUGCGGCUGCUGCGAGCGGCUGGUGCUCAACGUGGCGGGGCUGCGCUUCGAGACGCGGGCGCGCACGCUGGGCCGCUUCCCGGACACGCUGCUCGGGGACCCGGCGCGCCGCAGCCGCUUCUACGACGGCGCGCGCCGCGAGUAUUUCUUCGACCGGCACCGGCCCAGCUUCGACGCCGUGCUCUACUACUACCAGUCGGGCGGGCGGCUGCGGCGGCCGGCGCACGUGCCUCUCGACGUCUUCCUGGAGGAGGUGGCCUUCUACGGGCUGGGCGCCGCGGCCAUGGCGCGCCUGCGCGAGGACGAGGGCUGCCCGGUGCCAGCCGAGCGCCCCCUGCCCCGCCGCGCCUUCGCGCGCCAGCUCUGGCUGCUCUUCGAGUUCCCUGAGAGCUCGCAGGCCGCGCGCGUGCUGGCUGUCGUCUCCGUGCUCGUCAUCCUCGUCUCCAUCGUCGUCUUCUGCCUCGAGACGCUGCCUGACUUCCGCGAUGACCGCGACGACCCGGGGCUCGCUGCGGUAGCCGCCGCAGGCUCGUUCCCUGCUCGGCUGAAUGGUUCCAGCCUCGUGCCUGGACCGCCACCCCGUCUGCCCUUCAAUGACCCGUUCUUUGUGGUGGAGACGCUGUGCAUCUUCUGGUUCUCCUUCGAGCUGCUGGUGCGCCUGCUAGCCUGCCCGAGCAAAGCCAUCUUCUUCAAGAAUGUGAUGAACCUCAUCGAUUUCGUGGCCAUCCUGCCAUACUUUGUGGCGCUGGGCACCGAGCUGGCCCGGCAGCGGGGUGUGGGUCAGCCGGCCAUGUCCCUGGCCAUCCUGCGGGUCAUCCGUUUGGUGCGUGUCUUUCGCAUCUUCAAGCUCUCCCGGCACUCGAAGGGCCUGCAGAUUCUGGGCCAGACACUUCGGGCCUCCAUGCGUGAGCUGGGCCUCCUCAUCUUCUUCCUCUUCAUUGGGGUGGUCCUCUUUUCCAGCGCAGUCUACUUUGCUGAAGUUGACUCUGUGGAGUCCCAUUUCACCAGCAUCCCCGAGUCCUUCUGGUGGGCUGUGGUUACCAUGACCACUGUUGGGUAUGGAGACAUGGCACCCGUCACUGUGGGUGGCAAGAUAGUGGGCUCUCUGUGUGCCAUUGCCGGCGUGCUGACCAUUUCCCUGCCUGUGCCUGUCAUUGUCUCCAACUUCAGCUACUUUUACCACCGGGAGACAGAAGGCGAGGAGGCCGGGAUGUAUAGCCACGUGGACACACAACCCUGCAUCAACCUGGAGGGCAAGGCCAAUGGGGGGUUGGUGGAUGGAGAGGUGCCUGAGCUGCCACCUCCACUCUGGGUGCCCCCUGGGAAACACCUGGUCACUGAAGUGUGAAGGGCAGUUGAGGUCUACAGGAGGGAGGAGGGGGGAGGGGAACAGGGGAGGGGAUGGAGUUUAGGAAGGACUAGGCUAAGCGGUGACCAGUGCUGAGUCUUGUUGGGUCUGUAGCUGCUGUGGAUACUUCCUGAAGGAGCAAUGAAUGCCAGUGGUUUGUGUUAGUCGAGGGGUGGCCCCAUUGAUUCAUAUUGCAUUGUGUUGUGCCAAGCUUGUGAGCCUUUUGAGGUAGUGUUGAGAUAGGUUUGGCCACAUCCGAUUGGGAGUUUUGUUGGGUGGGGCGGGUGAUUAGUCUGGGGAAAUCUUGUCCAAGUGCAUAAUGCAGGGUUCUGUGGCCUUGAGUCCCCCUGGGCCAUGUUGGGUCAAGUCAGGUGAUCAUUUAAGGGCAUUAUUGAGAUGGACCGUAUGGUCAUGUAUGGUGUCGUGGAGACAUGGACAAUUGUGUGGCUUUGUGUUUUUUCUAGGCCAUGUUAUUUUAUGUUCUGUGAAUUUAUGAGUCAUGUGGGAAUACAGAGUCAGGUAAUAGAAUUUGAGCUUUCUAGGUCGAGGUGGGUGAAGUUGGGUUGGAAUGUCUGAUGGGAUUCAUCUUUUAGGUGCUAUCAAGUUUAGGUGCUGUUGAGUUGUGUAGACUUCUGUGGCUGGGAGUUUUUCAGGGACACAGUGAGCUGUGUUGAAAUAUAGAGGCAUGUGAGUCUUUUAAAGUCAGUUAGGUCAGGUCAUAGGACUGUUGGGUCAUGGGGCCAUGCUGAGGCCUGCCAUUGCAUGAUCCCAUAGGAAUGUUGGGUUGAGGUCCAUCGAACCGUGUGAAGUGGAUUUGCAUUUGGUAGAAGCAUCAGGACCCAAGGAUCACAGCCCUGGGCAAGAGUCACAAGGUGGUGUGGGUAUGGGCACUGCUACUGCAGAAGUGGGCUGGAUUCUGAGCAGUGGAGUUAGAGAUUCAUCCACAGGGGCUUGAGGGACGUAGAAAAAGAGCCGCUCCUUCCACUUACCCCACAUGUGCUUCAUUUCACCGUUCGAACCCCCACUCUAUCUGGUCUCCUCGGUGGUUAGCAAGGAGACAUGGAAACAUGGAGGCCAGAGAAGAGAGAGAGGGGAAAAAUGUUUGUCCUAUGUCUAGACAUAAUGGGAGACAAGAUCAAAGGGAGGGGGAGACACAGACC
Heterocephalus glaber (naked mole-rat) is the source of this 2978-nucleotide messenger RNA. It is a transcript of the gene Kcna7, whose product is annotated as potassium voltage-gated channel subfamily A member 7. NCBI's taxonomy places the organism in Eukaryota, Metazoa, Chordata, Mammalia, Rodentia, Bathyergidae. Gene Ontology annotation, molecular function: protein binding; delayed rectifier potassium channel activity. Gene Ontology annotation, cellular component: voltage-gated potassium channel complex; membrane. The record is from RefSeq and is a predicted model, not a curated record. Gene Ontology annotation, biological process: action potential; protein homooligomerization; potassium ion transmembrane transport.